Molecule: messenger RNA, 3983 nt
Organism: Seriola dumerili (greater amberjack)
Lineage: Eukaryota; Metazoa; Chordata; Actinopteri; Carangiformes; Carangidae
Gene: dpydb
Product: dihydropyrimidine dehydrogenase
Exons: 26
Coding region: 429-3494 (1021 amino acids)
Biological process (GO): thymine catabolic process; uracil catabolic process
Cellular component (GO): cytosol; cytoplasm
Molecular function (GO): NADP binding; iron-sulfur cluster binding; dihydropyrimidine dehydrogenase (NADP+) activity
Source: RefSeq, a predicted model, not a curated record
GUGUCCGGUGAGCAGGACCGGGCUUGUUUGGAAACGGACCUUUUGCAUUAGAAAAUUACUUCAACCCGCGAGCAAAGAAUCGAUUUCUUCUCCCAGAUCGGCAAGUUUGUCACAUCAGUCACUUUGCUCAUCAUGUGUAACGGCGUUAGACUGGCCGCUGCAGCAGCUUCUUUAGUGGCUCGUUUCUGCAAAGAAAAGUUUCCACAGUGCAGCCGGGGAUCAGUGUCACACCGGGGUGAAUGUUUAUGAUCAUGUUGAGCAGCACAGAGGAAGCGAAGCGGACGUGAUAAGAGUCGGUCAGCUGUCUGAUACUUUCACUUGUUGGGAGCGGAGCCGUCCCGGACAGUGCUUCGGACCUCUAAUCCGGACCUUCAAAACCAACGAGAAUCUCCAGAAGAUCUUCGCAGAAAACUCUGGACAGAAGCAGCAUGUUGAGUAAAGACCUUCCAGACAUUGAGAGCAUCCUGGCUCUGAACCCCAGGGUGAAAACUCAUGCUCAGAUCAUGUCCACCGCCAACAAGAAGGAAGAAAAGAAACACUGGAAAAGAAACCCUGAAAGGAGCUGUGAUUCCUCUGUGAAGUUAGAGAACAACUUUGACGACAUCAAACACACAACGCUGAGCGAGCGUGGAGCUCUGCGAGAAGCGAUGAGGUGUCUAAAAUGUGCAGAUGCUCCCUGUCAGAAGAGCUGCCCGACCAACCUGGACAUCAAGUCAUUCAUCACAAGCAUCUCUAAUAAGAACUACUAUGGGGCAGCGCGGGCCAUCCUGUCCGACAACCCCCUGGGUUUGACCUGCGGGAUGGUUUGUCCCACAUCAGAUCUGUGUGUCGGCGGCUGCAACCUGUACGCCUCCGAGGAAGGACCCAUCAACAUCGGAGGCUUACAGCAGUUUGCUGUGGAGGUGUUUAGUAAGAUGGGCAUCGCUCAGAUCAGGAAUCCUGAACUCCCACCAUCCAGUGAGAUGCCAGAGUCUUACCACACCCCGAUCGCUCUGAUUGGCUGUGGCCCAGCGUCGGUCAGCUGUGCUUCCUUUCUGGCUCGUCUGGGAUACGAUAAUAUUACCGUAUUCGAGAGACAGAAGUACAUUGGAGGGCUGAGCACAUCAGAAAUCCCCCAGUUCCGUCUUCCCUAUGAGGUUGUCCAGUUUGAAAUAGACCUGAUGAAGGAUCUGGGAGUCAAGGUGGUGUGUGAGAAGGGUCUCGGUGUUAAUGGAAUGACUCUGACGUCCCUGAGAGAGGAAGGAUUUAAGGCCGUCUUUAUUGGGAUUGGUCUUCCUCAGGCCAACAGAGCUAAGAUCUUCCAGGGUUUAACCAUGGACCAAGGCUUCUUCACUUCCAAAGACUUCCUGCCCAUGGUGGCCUCAGCCAGCAAGAAAGGUAUGUGUCAGUGUCGCGCUUCACUGCCAGAGUUAAGAGGCGUGGUGAUUGUCCUCGGGGCCGGAGACACCGCGUUUGACUGCGCCACCUCGGCUCUUCGCUGCGGAGCCAGGAGAGUGUACAUCUGCUUCAGGAAGGGCUUCACUAACAUCAGGGCUGUUCCUGAGGAGAUGGAGCUGGCGAAGGAGGAGAGGUGUGAGUUCCUGCCCUUCCUGUCUCCUCGUGAGGUCGUCAUGAAGAACGGACGGGUCGCCGGGAUGCAGUUCUGUCGCACCGAGCAGAACGAGGAAGGUGAUUGGCUGGAAGAUGAAGACCAAGUUGUCAGGCUGAAGGCUGAUUACAUCAUCAGCGCCUUCGGCUCCAUGCUGAACGAGCAGCAAGUGACUGACGCCAUGGUUCCUGUGAAGAUGACCCGCUGGGGUACUCCGGAGGUGAACACAGACACCAUGCAGACCAGCGAGCCCUGGGUGUUUGCGGGAGGAGACAUCGCCGGUUUGGCAAACACCACAGUGGAAUCGGUGAACGACGGCAAACAGGCCUCGUGGCACCUUCACAGAUACGUCCAGUCCCUGCAUGGACAGGCGGUGGAUCCGGUCCCGAAGCUGCCGUUGUUCUACAGCGCUAUAGAUCAGGUGGACAUCAGCGUCGAGGUUUGCGGAAUAAAGUUUCCCAACCCGUUCGGCCUGGCCUCUGCUCCUCCCACCACCAGCACGGCCAUGAUCCGACGAGCUUUUGAACAAGGAUGGGGCUUCGCUCUGACCAAGACGUUCGGACUGGACAAGGACCUCGUCACCAACGUGUCUCCUCGUAUCGUGCGUGGCACCACCUCGGGGCCUCUGUACGGCCCCGGCCAGGGCUCCUUCCUGAACAUCGAGCUCAUCAGUGAGAAGACGGCGGCCUACUGGUGUCAGUCCGUGGCUGAGCUGAAGAAGGACUUCCCCGACAAUGUGGUGAUCUCCAGUAUAAUGUGUAGUUACAACAAGGAAGACUGGACGGUACUGGCCAAGAUGGCAGAGGAAUCAGGAGCAGAUGCACUGGAGCUGAACCUGUCCUGUCCCCAUGGGAUGGGAGAGAGAGGCAUGGGCCUGGCCUGCGGACAGGACCCCGUGCUUGUGCGUAACAUCUGUCGCUGGGUGCGAGCAGCAGUUUCCAUUCCCUUCUUUGCCAAACUGACGCCAAACGUUACCAACAUCGUUGACAUCGCCAAGGCUGCUCACGAAGGCGGAGCAGACGGAGUCACCGCCACCAACACAGUCUCAGGACUGAUGGGACUGAAGGGGGACGGCUCCCCCUGGCCGGGGGUUGGAGCGGAAAAACGCACCACGUAUGGAGGGGUGUCUGGUAACGCCAUCAGACCCAUCGCUCUCAGAGCGGUGUCGGCCAUCGCCAGAGCGAUUCCUGGUUUCCCUGUUCUGGCCACGGGGGGCAUUGACUCAGCAGAGGCCGGACUACAGUUUCUCCACGCUGGAGCCUCAGUGUUACAGGUGUGCAGUGCAGUUCAGAACCAGGACUUCACAGUGAUUGAGGAUUACUGUCUCGGUCUGAAGACCUUGUUGUACCUCAAGAGCCUGGAGCUGAAGGACUGGGACGGCCAGUCUCCUCCGACAGAGAGACACCAGAAAGGAAAACCAGUUCCCAGACUGGAAGAGCUGGUUGGAAAGAGCCUCCCUAGCUUUGGUCCAUACCUGCAGCAGAAGACAGACGCUAUUGCACAGUACAAGAAGCGGCUCAGAGACGCUGGUAAAACCGAUGUGACAGAGACCAUCAUCACUCGGGGCGGGACUCCCAAAAAACCUGUUCCUGCUGUCAAGGAUGUGAUAGCCAGAGCAUUGCGCCACAUCGGAGCGUACCAGGAGCUUAACAACAUGGAGCAGGUCCAGGCUCUGAUAGAUGAAGAGAUGUGUAUCAACUGUGGGAAAUGUUACAUGACCUGCAAUGACUCCGGUUACCAGGCCAUAACGUUCGAUCCAGAGACCCACCUUCCCUUUGUGACUGACAGCUGUACGGGCUGCACCCUGUGCCUCAGCGUUUGCCCAAUCAUAGACUGCGUCACCAUGAUUACCAGGACAACACCCUAUGUACCCAAGAGGGGUGUACCCAUCAGUCCUGUCUGCUAAAAGUAAAGACAAACCAAAACUUUCUACUGAUUUAAUGAUGGAGAUUAGAUAUUAUACAUUUAAAUUAAUCAACCUUCAGCAUGAAGCUUGAGAUAUUGUUUCCUGUUAAUGCAAAUAAUUUGGAUGAUGUAAAGAGUUGAAGAUGAUGUUUAUCUUCUUGAUAGAGGAGGAGAAUGGGAGUUUAUGGGAAAUUUUAAGAAAUACUAGCACUAAUACUACCACUGUGGAAAGAGGCAACCAACCUUUUUAAGGUCAAGGUUCACCAUAAUGGUAUCAAAUUAAUUUUUCAAUAAUUUAACCGUCGCUUCUGAUUCAAAUUACGUUGUGCCUUGUGGAUUCUGCUUUGUUAUUAUCUUUCUGUAAACACAUGUAAACCUAUUAUAUCUGAUUAAAUUUACAAUAACUGUAUGUUAAAUGUAAUAAUGCAAAAAGAAAUGCUUUGAUGCAAUAUAAUCUGUGAUUUCAAUAAAGGUUGUCUGAUGCAGCAAA